GAUGCCAGGAGGCAACCUGCUGUCCUCUGCCACCGACUGACUGACUGACUGACUGCACCCUCAGGUCUUUUUGAAAUGGCAACCAGUCAAACCUGGACAUUAAGACGCUAUGGGCGUUUUGUACCACAACCGGGACGAAAGCCUUGGAAGGUUUUUGAGACGAAGGCCAAUGAACCUAAAAUUGUUGCGACCAUUUUGGAAUCUGGAUAUUUGCUGGUGCUUCAAGGUCAAGAAAGCUUGGAUACAAUCCCUUUACAUGGUGACUCCAGUUCUCUUAAACUGCAGCACAAAAGUGAUAACCUGAUGUUUCGAUUUACUGUGCAGGGGGAGAGCCGCAUGAUAAGGAUGCAGUUUGAUGGCAGCAGCACAGCAGAGGCUGUAAAUCAGUGUUCAAGGGCUGUGGAAAAGUUGAUGGAGUAUGUUCCUGUCACCUCUCUGGAAGUUGCUGCGAUACAUCCAAAUCAGCCCCCCACUGAGGUCCCACCAGCUGCACAGCAGCAGCAGCAGCAGACGUGUCAGGGACAGACUGGGCAGACUGAGCCUGAAGCCGUCCAGGGAUCUGUGUCCAUCAAGCGUCUCACUCAGCACUUCUUGGGAGAGACUGCUUUGGCUCUCCCUAAAAUAUAUAGCCACAGUUCUUUGGCACCAGGUGACUUGGAGCCCAUCCUGCGUCUUUGUCUACUGGAUCCCAGCUUCCCUGCGUUCGUAGAGAAGGUGCAGGAGGAGCUGGGGAAACUGCAAGAAGAGUGAAAAAAAAAAACGUACCACCCGCCGAAGGCAGCGUGUUCAAGCCAGCGCCAUUAUUUUACGUUCUAAACAUUGUGUAGGCUGUAACUGUUGUUGGUUCAGUUUGUUUGGCCGUAUUUCACAGUAAUUGUUAUAUAGCACAGCUGAUGCUUAAAAUUGUCCUAAAUCCUUGGGGACUUAAGACAAAAAAAACAAAACACACAUUAACAGGAUUUUUCGUAUUAUUUUUAUUCAGAAAAAAAAUAUUGGUCUCACUCAAUAUGUUGGAUCGUGGCUAUAUGCUCUGGUCCCUCAGUUCACAUCCCCAAUCCAGGUCCUUUCCACCGCAACACACAUGGAUACAUCGUAUUGAAAGAGGAGUCAUGCAGCUACAGCAGUGAAUCUAAGCCAGCUUUCAAGUGAUCCCACAAGAUUAAAGCUUCACUGAGUAAAACAAACUGCCCUCCAUAUAUCUAUUUAAGAAUACAUAUUGCAUAGGAUUAUAGCCAUGCUAUACAGUUAAAGAGAGAGGAAAAAAAUAGAAAGUAAAAAUCAAUGAAUUGAAAUUGGGAAUUAUAAAAAAAA
Fundulus heteroclitus (mummichog) is the source of this 1311-nucleotide messenger RNA. It is a transcript of the gene rec114, whose product is annotated as REC114 meiotic recombination protein. The record is from RefSeq and is a predicted model, not a curated record. The coding region runs from base 76 to 750 and encodes 224 amino acids. The transcript has 6 exons. NCBI's taxonomy places the organism in Eukaryota, Metazoa, Chordata, Actinopteri, Cyprinodontiformes, Fundulidae.